Molecule: messenger RNA, 1701 nt
Organism: Oldenlandia corymbosa var. corymbosa
Lineage: Eukaryota; Viridiplantae; Streptophyta; Magnoliopsida; Gentianales; Rubiaceae
Source: the annotation of a GenBank genome assembly
AUGGAUGUCCGAGAUUUAAUCAGCAAUCAAAACGACGUCUCCUUAACUCUGGCCAAGCGAGUUAUCUUGACGGAAGCCAAGGAGACUAAUUCCGUGUUCUCGCCGCUGUCGCUCCACGUUGUAUUGGGCCUGAUCGCCGCCGGCUCCGAUGGCCCAACUAAAGACCAACUCCUUUCUUUCCUCAAGUCCAAGUCAACCGACGAACUCAACUCUUUAUCUUCUCAGCUCGUCACCACUGUAUUCGCCGACGGCAGCCCUUCCGGUGGACCCCGUUUGUCCUUUGCCAAUGGUGUUUGGAUUGAUCAAUCCAUGUCUUUGAAGCCUUCCUUCAAGAAGGUCGCGGAUGACGUUUAUAAGGCUGCUUCCAAACAAGUUGAUUUUCAACAUAAGGUGGCCAAUGAAGUGAAUGCAUGGUCUGAGAAAGCAACAAAUGGUCUUAUCAAAGAUAUACUUCCUCCUGGUUCUGUUGACAGUUCAGUGAGGCUGAUAUUUGCCAAUGCUCUAUAUUUCAAAGGAGCAUGGGAUGAGAAGUUUGAUGCUUCAAAGACAAAAGAGCUUGAUUUCCACCUCUUAAAUGGAAGCACAGUCAAAGCCCCAUUCAUGACCAGCAAGAAGAAACAGUAUGUAAGCACCUAUGAUGAUUUCAAAGUGUUGUGUCUUCCUUACAAACAAGGUGAGGACAAGCGUCGCUUCUCCAUGUAUUUCUUCCUCCCAGAUGCCAAGGAUGGUCUGCGAGCUUUGGUAGACAAACUUGAUUCUCAACCCGGAUUCAUAGACCGUCAUCUUCCCCGUAGGAAAGUAGAAGUUGGGAAGUUCCUCCUUCCAAAAUUUAAGAUGUCAUUUGGUUUUGAAGCUUCAAAAACUCUGAAAGAUUUGGGGCUGAUCUUACCUUUCUCUGAUGGAGGACUCUCUGAAAUCGUGGACUCCUCUGUUGGUCGCAACCUCUUUGUUUCCAACAUUUUCCACAAAUCCUUCAUCGAGGUUAAUGAGGAAGGUACAGAAGCUGCGGCAUCAACUGCUGCUGUGGUGAUGUUGAGAGCGCUUCUAGUCGAUGAUAAACCCGACUUUGUUGCUGAUCAUCCCUUCCUUUUUGUCAUCAGAGAAGAUAUGACUGGGGUGGUGCAGUUUAUUGGCAGUGUACUUAACCCCACUGCUUCUGCUCAUGCACUUUUUCAUUCUUCCCAUCCCUUUACAGGUGUAUGGGAUCAGAAGUUUGAUGAAUCAAAGACUAAAGAGCAUGAUUUCCACCUCUUGAAUGGAAGGACAGUUAAAGCCCCAUUCAUGACCAGCAAGGAAGAACAGUAUGUAAGCACAUAUAAUGAUUUCAAAGUGUUGCGCCUUCCUUACAAACAAGGCGAGGACAAGCGACGCCGCUUCUCCAUCUAUUUCUUCCUUCCAAAUGCCAUGGAUGGUCUGCAAGAUCUGGUAGACAAACUUGAUUCUCUGCCUAGAUUUCUAGACCGUCAUCGUCCACUGAGGAAAGUAGAAGUUGGGGACUUCCUCAUUCCAAACUUUAAGAUAUCAUUUGGUUUCGAAGCUUCGGAAACUCUGAAAGAUUUGGGGCUGAUAUUACCUUUUAUUGAUGGAGGACUUACUGAAAUGGUUAAAUCCCUUGCCGACGGUGGCAAGCUUUACGUUUCCAACGUUUUCCACAAAUCCUUUGUCGAGGUAAAUGAAGAAGGUACUGAAGCAGCUGCUUAA